This is a messenger RNA of Chara braunii, 3504 nucleotides long. NCBI's taxonomy places the organism in Eukaryota, Viridiplantae, Streptophyta, Charophyceae, Charales, Characeae. The record is from the annotation of a GenBank genome assembly.
UCAUUCACCCACGUGUGGUGAAGGAAGCCCGCUUACCCACGACAGGGUCUCCGACUCCCAUCUCCGUUACCCUAGGGGAUGAUAAGACCCAGCGCUUCUUCGAUCAGACGGUCACCGACCUCCCCUUCUUCCUCACUCUCGAGCCGACUGAUCGUUCCCCGGCGUCUCGUCGCCACCGCUCCUCUGCACAUUUCGAUGUGAUGGAGACGGGGUACGACUUCAUUCUCGGCACUCCGUGGUCUCGUCGGUUCCGCAGCACCGAGGCCGAUUGGGCGACCAACACUCUCGUUCUCAAAACGAAGUGUGGACAGACGUAUCGCGUACCUUUCAUAGGUACCACGGAGACACCACACCCCGAUCCUCCUCCCCUGGAGCCUUCAGUGCCCACACCAUCUCCCUUUAUCACUGUCACCUCACCUCGGCAGUUCGCUCACUUCAUUCGAGAGGACGACGUCACCUUCUUUAUGGUGGACGUGACGGAUCUCUUACACUAUGAUCCACCCUGCCCCGACGCCGAGCUCAUCCCUCUGGAGCUUGAUCCUCCCUCUAUCUCCAUGGCUCCCAUCUCUAGUUCCGUCCCUGCGCCGUCUGUCGAGUCCACCCCGCCGUCGCGCGCUGACGCUGACGCUGAGGAACUCGCACGAUAUACGGCUGACUUGGAGCCCGCAGUUUGUGACCUCAUCCGCGAGUACCAUGACGUUUUCCCAUCGUCGUUCUUGUACGCUGGCAUCCAACCGAUGCGCGACGUCGAGCACUCCAUUCAGCUCGUGCCUGGCUAUCGUGUUCACCACCAGGCACCCUGCAGACUCUCGAUACCCGAGGCCACCGAACUCAAGCGUCAGCUUGAGGAGCUCCUGAGAGUGGGUUUCAUUAAACCCCGCAACUCCCCGUGGGGUGCACCCGUCCUCUUUGCUCGCAAAGCGGAUGGAACUCUUCGUCUCUGCAUCUACUACCGCGGCCUCAACCGCUACACGGUUAAGAACAGCUACCCCAUGCCUCGUUCCGAUGAGUUGUUCGACCGCCUAGCAGGCAACCGCUUCUUUACGAAGAUUGACCUUCGUAGCGGUUACCAUCAGAUCCGCGUUGCUGCAGCCGACCAGCCGAAGACCGCGUUCCGAUCGCGAAUCAGCCACUACAAGUUCACGGUGAUGCCGUUCGGCCUCACCAACGCACCCGCUACCUUCCAGAGGGCGAUGAACGACAUCUUUAGGGACAUCCUGGAGCAGUACGUUCUCGUCUACCUCGACGAUAUCUUGGUCUAUAGUCGUACCCUUGAGGAGCAUCUCAGACACCUCCGCGACGUCCUUGAUCGCUUGCGCAAACAUGGCUUCUACGCCAAGCUAAGCAAGUGCCGCUUUGCCCAGCACAAAGUGGAUUUCUUAGGACACUACGUGUCUGACCAGGGUCUCCACAUGGACGACGCGAAGAUCACUGCUAUUGCGGAGUGGCCCGCUCCCACAUCCGCCAAGCAGCUUCGCAGCCUCCUAGGCCUGACCAGCUACUAUAGUAACUUCAUCCGGGGAUACGCUAGGUAUUCCUACCUACGUGUCCGAGCAGUAGCAGAGUUCCAUGACCAGACAGCUGCCGGUAAUAUAGGCUUCCACAGGACGUUGGCUCGUGUGAGCCGCCUGUACGUCUGGCUGAAGCGCAAGGACUUUGUGAAGGACUACGUCGCAGAGUGUCCCACCUGCCAGGAGGUGAACAGUGCGAACCACCUACCUUAUGGUUUACUCCAGCCUCUUCCUAUCCCUGAGGGUCGUUGGCAGUCCAUCUCGAUGGACUUUAUCAGUCCUCUUCGACCUCCGACCCCCCGCGGUCAUGAUGCUAUCCUGGUCGUCGUCGACCGCUUCACGAAGCGUGCACGCUUUGUUCCGUGCCGCUAUGCCAUCAGUGCACGUGAGGUCACCGACAUCGUAUUUGACCGNGCAGUAGCAGAGUUCCAUGACCAGGCAGUCGCCGGUCAUAUGGGCUUCCACAAGACGUUGGCUCGUGUGAGCCGCCUGUACGUCUGGCCGAAGCGCAAGGACUUUGUGAAGGACUACGUCGCAGAGUGUCCCACCUGUCAUGAGGUGAACAGUGCGAACCACCUACCUUAUGGUUUGCUCCAGCCUCUUCCUAUCCCUGAGGGUCGUUGGCAGUCCAUCUCGAUGGACUUUAUCGGUCCUCUUCGACCUCCGACCCCCCGCGGUUAUGAUGCUAUCUUGGUCGUCGUCGAGCGCUUCACAAAGUGUGCACGCUUUGUUCCGUGCCGCUAUGCCAUCAGUGCACGUGAGGUCGCCGACAUCGUAUUUGACCGAGUCGUGCGUGACCACGGCUUACCUCUGAGCAUCAUAUCUGACCGUGACCCGCGCUUUACCAGCCGAUUCUGGCGACAGCUCCACGAGGUGUACGGCACUCAGCUCCGCUUCUCCUCGUCUUACCAUCCUCAGACUGAUGGUCACACCGAGAUCAUGAACAGGACUCUCGGAGAUAUUCUCCGAAAGAUUGUUCGUGACGACCAGCAGUGGGACCUCCAUCUUGCCCACGCGGAGAUAGCCUACAACCACGCCGUCUCGCCAGCCACGGGGAUGUUGCCUUACUAUUGCGACCUCGGCUAUCACCCUCGUGUUCGUGUGGACUUCCUUCGACCAUCACAAAUGCACCCCGACACGAACUGUCCCGCACUGGAUGAUUGGGUUGCACACAUGACAUCGAUCAUGAAGACCACGCAUGAGCACAUAGCCGCUUCCCAGACUCGCAUGGCAGUACGUGCGAACCGAUCGAGGAUGGACCACCCAUUCAAAGUCGGUCAUGACUUGUUUAUCGAUGCCCGCCACGUACAGCUCGAAGCGGACACGCUUCGCAAGUUUAGGCGUCGCUUCUUUGGCCCAUGCCGCAUCCUCAAGGCCGUAAGUUGUGACACGUCAUCUAGCCCGGUCAGCUUCCGUGUGAAGCUGCCCGACUACCUACGCCAGGCUCGUGUGCACGAUGUUUACCAUGUCUCGUUACUGCGUCCUUACCACAGACCGUCUGAGCGUUUCGCUGGACGCCUAUACGAGCGCCCUCCACCCAUCAUGGUGGAUGGCCACGAGGAGUUCCUCGUUUCAGACAUCAUUGGUCGCCGAGUCACCGACGACAACCCUCCCCACGUCGAGUUUCUCGUACGUUGGAAGGGUUACCCUGAUGAGGAGGCUACCUGGAAGCCCCUCGAGCACUUGCAGCACGCUCUCAUGUUGGUGCGUGCCUAUGACCGUGCUCGUCGUGCUGGGUUCACUGCUCCUCCUCAGCCCGCUGACCCUCCUCCUUCUCCCCCGGCUGAGGAGACCGCUGAAGUCGAGCCUGCUCCAUCUGAGGCAGACCUUCAGCAACAGCCGGAUGCUUCUGAGCGUCCACAGCGCACUCGUCGUCGUCCUGCUCGAUACGACGAUUGACUCUGACUUACCUUCCCAUGUCCUUGACUUCUCAGUACUCCAUCCACUCCAGGCUUGCUACUUCAGCUCGUCGACGUUACGACUCUUCCUCGAC